Acipenser ruthenus (sterlet) is the source of this 1678-nucleotide messenger RNA. RefSeq names its product scleraxis bHLH transcription factor a (gene scxa). Gene Ontology annotation, molecular function: protein dimerization activity; DNA-binding transcription factor activity, RNA polymerase II-specific; RNA polymerase II transcription regulatory region sequence-specific DNA binding. The record is from RefSeq and is a predicted model, not a curated record. The transcript has 2 exons. NCBI's taxonomy places the organism in Eukaryota, Metazoa, Chordata, Actinopteri, Acipenseriformes, Acipenseridae. The coding region runs from base 290 to 850 and encodes 186 amino acids. Gene Ontology annotation, biological process: developmental process; regulation of transcription by RNA polymerase II.
CGUGUAUGUCUAUAGUAGGAAAGGGAAAUUCUUAACUGCAAAAAGGAGAGACACACAUAGACAGACACACACAUUUGUAGUAUACUGGGAUUAUUUAACCCCUCAAAAGGAUAAAGAGGUUCUUAUUGAAAUCAUGUGCACUCAAAUUAAACUGAAAUUAUAGAACAUUGGGUUUGCCUUUAUAUAAAAAAAAAAAAAAACAAACAAACAAAAAAAAAACAGUACCACGUACCAGUGUAUUUAUUAAACAUAUUGUAUAUGCAAGGGGUUCUAGUUUAGAAAGAUAAAGAUGUCCUUUGCGAUGCUGCGCUCCGCCCCCGGCAGGUUCCUCUACUCUGAGAUCAGCAUGCUCUCCGAGGAUGAGGACGGCGGCAGCGAGAGCUCGGGCUCCGACGACAAGUCCUUCCUGCUGGAGGGCCCCGGCUACGAGAUCAAGGUGGGAGGCAAACGGAAAUCAGGCAACCGGAGGGUCACCCAGCAGAUCGUUGUGGGCGAAACGCGGCAGAGGAACGCGGCAAACGCCCGUGAGCGGGACCGCACUAACAGCGUGAACACGGCCUUCACUGCGCUCAGGACCAUGAUCCCCACAGAGCCUGCCGACCGCAAGCUCUCCAAGAUCGAGACCCUGCGCCUGGCCUCCAGCUACAUCUCUCACCUGGGCAAUGUGCUGCUGGUGGGGGAGGCGUGCGGAGACGGGCAGCCCUGCCACACCACCUCCUCCUAUUACCAGCACAGCAGCCCCGGCAGGGACAGCGAUGGCUCCCAGCCCAAACACAUCUGCACCUUCUGUCUCAGCAACCAGAGGAAAAUGAGCAAAGAUAGAGACAGAAAAACAGCCUUACGAAGUUAAUAGCAAACAGUACAAAAAAAAAAAUUAAGAAAAUAAUGAUCACACGAUAAAAACUUGUGUAUGUGAAAUAAUAAUAAUAAUAAUAAUAAUAAUAAUAAUAAUAAUAAUAAUACAUAAAACUAAAAAUAAUACCAGCUGUAUAAGACAGGACUCCCUUCCUUAUUGGGCAUUUUAUCUGUGUAGCUUUUGGACGGAUCUCCCUGCAUGGAAUACGUCUUACACAAGAGGUUCAGAUUCAACUUCACACCUUUACCUUGAAACAGGACAACACUGAAGCUUGAUUCUCUCCAUGUCUCUGGACCAGUAAAGAAUGACAUUUGAAAGCUACAGCAGCACAGAAGCCUUUCCUGCUAUUGACACACAAGGGUAACAUGCACCACUUCGAAGGCUGAAGAGGAACAGAGGAGGACAAAGACUCCAUGCUUUAAAAGCAUAAGCACGACCAGGGUUCAAGAAUAACAAAACUGAUCCAACGUGACUGGAGCUCUUUGUGGAUUUAUCUCUCCUUUCUGCCAAUGUGGUGCUGGUGCAGUAAACAGAGACCUAAUUGAGGACACAUUUCCAGACAAUAACUUAACCGUUUACCUGCCAGACAUUAGGAGCCCAGCUAUUUCUGGACCUUGAUAUGACACAUGCAUUCCAGAAGCUUUUGCACUUGUAUAAAAGAAGCUUCGAGAAACAGGACAACCCUUUUGCUAUACUUUAAAACCUUUGUGUUUGUGCCUUGCCUUUUCUAAAUCAAUACAUGCUGGAUUUUCGUGUAAUUGAUGUUACAUAAUAAAAUCGUAAAUAUUUUGUUGAAAAAAUAAAAUGACAUUUAUAUACAAA